GCUGAAAUAAACAAUGAAAUUCCUCAAAGCGUGUCACCACCAGGAAAUGAUAAUGCUACAUCAGAUUUGGAAAACAAUAAAUCAGAAACACAAAGCAUCAAACAAUUCAAGCCAACGACGACGACGACGACGACGACGACAAAAGCCAUACAUAAAAAAGGUGAGAAAAACAGAGCAGGGCAGAAUAGAACAAUGCGGAAUAAAGAGAAGUUUGGUAAUAAAGUAAAUAACGAUAACGAUAAUUCAAGCACGCAUUCAUUAAAACCAAAACAAAAAGGGGAAAUAAAGAUUAACAAAAACAACACGCCUCCUACUUCUAACAACCAUCGCGAAAUUUCGGAAAUUGCAUCAGUUAAUAUAGACAGAUUCAAAGAUAAUCAAACGUAA
Molecule: messenger RNA, 387 nt
Organism: Paramuricea clavata
Lineage: Eukaryota; Metazoa; Cnidaria; Anthozoa; Malacalcyonacea; Plexauridae
Source: the annotation of a GenBank genome assembly